GGGUUGGCGGUGUUCUCGUGAGACGUUCACGAGGAAUCAGACUUCAGAAGGAUCGCAAUAUCAACCUCUGUCUCUUUGAUCACACUACUCUUUCUCUGUUCUUCCCCUAAAAUCAAAGGAAAGCUCUGUUGCUUCUCCUUUGUCUUCCCUUUUCCGGGAAAAUUUUUCCACGGAAAGAAAGUUCACACUCGCUUUUCAUUGCCAUCUGGGUUUUAGCUGUUUCAUUGUCGAAUCGGCUUUCCAAAGUUUGGGCCUUUUUAACACCUUUCCUUUUUGCACGAUCAAAUCGAAUCUAGGGUUUCAUCCCUGUUCUUCUAUUUUUUCUAUAAAAUAAUCAAGCGUUGUCUUUUUUUUUUUUUUUCUGGAAUCCCUUUUUCUUGAUCUGGGUAUUUCUAAAUUUGAUAUACUGGGAUCCCACGUAUUUCCGCAUCCCCACUUGCGUAUCUCCUUCAAAUCCUUUGAUUUUAAUAUUCUUUUUAAGUUAUAGAACCUGGGUUCCCUGUCUUUCUCUCCGUAAACAAUGGAGUCCCACUGUUCAGCUUUGAAGCUUCAUCGUAUAAGUACCAUUUGUCCGAACAAAGAAAUGGUUUCUGACAGAGUAAGUUUGUUCUGGGGACAGAGUGUUGUGAAAGCUAACAAUCUUAGGUCAAAAAAAGAAAGAAGAGGAGCUACAAAGUAUCAGACAAAUCUCGUUCGCUCUGUUUCUACACGAGGAGUUGAUCAGAAAGCUAAUAAUGCAUUCCCAGCACCAGUUUUGAAGAGUGAGAAGGCAGACCCAAAGAAUGUAGCUUCUAUCAUACUGGGCGGAGGAGCCGGGACACGACUGUUCCCUCUCACGAGCAAAAGGGCUAAACCCGCGGUGCCGAUUGGAGGGUGUUACAGGCUGAUAGAUAUACCGAUGAGCAAUUGUAUCAACAGUGGGAUAAGAAAGAUCUUUAUCUUAACUCAGUUCAACUCCUUUUCUCUCAAUCGCCAUCUUUCUCGUGCUUACAACUUUGGAAGUGGAGUGAACUUUGGCGAUGGGUUUGUUGAGGUUCUUGCUGCUACCCAAACAUCAGGAGAAGCUGGAAAACGCUGGUUCCAAGGAACUGCCGAUGCUGUCAGACAAUUUAUUUGGGUGUUUGAGGAUGCGAAGACAAAGAAUGUCGAGCAUGUCUUGAUCUUGUCUGGUGAUCAUCUCUAUCGUAUGGACUACAUGAACUUUGUGGAGAAGCACAUCGAGUCAAAUGCCGAUAUUACAGUUUCUUGUGUUCCAAUGGAUGACAGCCGUGCUUCGGAUUACGGGCUGAUUAAAAUCGACCAAUCGGGAAGAAUCAUCCAAUUCUCCGAGAAACCAAAGGGAGAUGAACUCAAAAAGAUGCAAGUUGAUACUUCCAUUCUUGGUCUACCGUCGGAAAGAGCUGUUGAAUUCCCAUACAUUGCUUCGAUGGGAGUUUACGUGUUUAGAACAGAGGUUUUGCUAAAGCUUCUAAACUCGACUUAUCCUGCAUCAAAUGACUUUGGUUCUGAAAUAAUCCCGUCAGCUGUGAAGGAGCAUAAUGUCCAGGCGUAUUUGUUCAACGACUACUGGGAGGACAUCGGGACAAUAAGGUCAUUUUUCGACGCAAAUUUAGCUCUCACUGAACAGCCCCCCAAGUUCGAGUUUUACGAUCCAAAAACACCGUUCUACACGUCCCCACGAUUCUUGCCGCCUACCAAAGUUGAUAGAUGCAGGAUAUUGGAUUCGAUAGUUUCACACGGCUGCUUCUUGCGAGAAUGUAGCGUUCAACGAUCCAUCGUGGGAGUGCGUUCACGUUUAGAGUCUGGGGUCGAGCUUCAGGAUACAAUGAUGAUGGGAGCUGAUUUCUACCAGACAGAAGUCGAAAUCGCUUCCCUUUUGGCUCAAGGAAAAGUUCCGAUAGGCGUCGGUCCGGACACCAAAAUCAGGAACUGUAUCAUCGAUAAGAAUGCUAAGAUUGGGAAAAACGUUAUCAUCACGAACGCCGAUGGUGUGGAAGAAGCAGACAGGGCAGAGGAAGGGUUCUACAUAAGAUCUGGCAUCACUGUUGUCCUCAAGAAUGCCACCAUUAGAGAUGGAUUGGUUAUUUAGGUUUUGAUUAAUCUUUUUCUUUUUCUUUCCAGGCUUUAAGAUCCGUGUUUAAGAUCAGUGAAUAACGAAAGAAACCCAUAGCUAAUAAAAAGGCAUGUGGAUUUCAUA
Tarenaya hassleriana is the source of this 2197-nucleotide messenger RNA. Its product is annotated as glucose-1-phosphate adenylyltransferase large subunit 2, chloroplastic. Bases 521 to 2089 code for a protein of 522 amino acids. Lineage: Eukaryota; Viridiplantae; Streptophyta; Magnoliopsida; Brassicales; Cleomaceae. Gene Ontology annotation, molecular function: glucose-1-phosphate adenylyltransferase activity. Gene Ontology annotation, biological process: glycogen biosynthetic process. The record is from RefSeq and is a predicted model, not a curated record. The transcript has 14 exons.